AUGGAUGCCAGCGCGGCAGACGCAGGUUCACCCACUCUACCUCGGAGUGCUAUUUUGAAAUGCAAGGCCAAUGCUCUCCUCCAGGAUUUGAAGAGGAUACAAGGAGCCCUUCACCCAAUUUCAAGCGUGGAGGACGCCAUGCUCCACGUGCGUCAUGGCCAGUUAGUCUCAGUGUACGAUGACUUCAAGGCCAUCCACGGGAAUCUUGAAGAAUUAGACAUUUCGGAGAUCGGCAGCGACUUGCGAUGGACCGUGUCGGAGCUCGUCGCGACGAUGCACGCUGAAAUAGAGGACGAAACCUUGCGACGCUCUGCUCAAAUGGCUGGCCACUCAACUCUCACCAACGGGAUCUCCUCUAUGCCAGACCCAGGGCUCAGUCGCAGCUUUCAAGCUCUGCCGCCUAUUCCGCUCCCUACCUUCAGUGGAGGAUACUCCGAGUGGUCUGAGUUCCAAUCUAUCUUCUCAACUAUGGUAGGCGGAAAUCCACAUAUAAGCAAGGUGGAAAAGCUGCAGAGGCUACGAUCCUGUCUUCGCGACUCAGCGUUAGAAGCAGUUCGGUCCUUGGUAACUUCCGAGGAAAAUUAUGACGUUGCAUUGGGUCUUUUGGAAAAGCGAUUUAGUAACCGUCGUUUAAUAUUUCAGGCUCAUGUGAACGAGAUUCUAGGCCUCUGUGUCGUGGAAGGUGGCUCAGUGGCAGGUCUACGAGGAUUCUCAGAUAAGUUCAAUGCCCAUAUGCGGGCCUUGAAGAAUUUGGGAACGACGCAACAAAUUGCCGGCUGCAUCAUCGUCCAGGUGCUUCUUCAAAGAUUGGACCCAGCUACCCAGGCGAAGUGGGAGGAAGGCCAGACUGCCAUCAAUUCAGACCUUAUUCCUACGUGGGACUCGAUGGCGGAAUUCCUGGAGCAACGAUGCAGGACUCUCGAGGCUGUGGAUGUGGCCAUGGCCGCAUACGCGCCAGGCACUCAGUCUUCUAGCGGCCAUCUGCCAGUUGCUUUACCCAUUUCCUCCUCAUCCGAGGGUUCUGAACCUCUAGCCUCAUCGCCAUCCACAGUCAAUGCCUUAAUUGCCCAAGGUCGUAGCGGCGAUAUAGCUUUGCUUGCAACAGCGAACAUACUUGUUAGGAGCCGCGCUGGUAUUUUUGUUCCUUGCCGAGCGCUUCUGGAUUCUGGAUCUCAAGUACACAUGAUUACGUCCCGAUUGGCUAAUCAGCUGCAGUUGCGUAAAUGCAAAUCAUUCAUGUCGGUGUCUGGAAUUGGCGAUACCGGCUAUGCGACGGACGGAUUCUCUGUUGAUGUGCUCCUACGUUCUCACUGUUCAGAAUACUCGUCUCUUAUUAGUGCAGUCGUCGCUGGCAACAUUACGGAUCUCCAGCCUAGUUUCUGCUUAGAUGUCUCCAAUUGGAAUAUACCAUGCAAUCUUAAUCUCGCUGAUCCAGAAUUCUUUCGACCACAGCGUAUCGAUUUGCUCAUCGGAGCCAGCCUCUUUUAUGAAUUGCUGUGUGUUGGACAAGUUCAGCUCUCAGCUGGCCUACCGUUGCUGCAGAAAACCCGACUUGGAUGGGUUGUGUGUGGAGGCGGUUCACCUGUCGAGAGAAGGUCACUCGUAGCCACAGCCUGCAAGGAUGUCACGAAGAGCCCAAGCCUGCCGGAUGAACGUUUAGAUUGUCUGCUCCGCCAGUUCUGGGAAAUAGAGGACUGCUCCGAACCAAUAGUGAAGUGGACAAAGGAAGAGCUGGAUUGCGAAGCGCAUUUUGUGCAACACUCUACUCGGCUCAAGUCAGGCGCUUAUGCUGUGAGGCUGCCGUUGAAAUGCAGUUCUGAUUUGCUGGGAGAAUCGUAUCCCCAAGCCGUGCGUCGAUUUCUCUCUCUAGAAAGGAAGCUCAGUCGUCACCCUCAAUUGAAGAAUCAGUAUGCUGCGUUUAUAAAAGAGUAUUUGGAGUUGGGCCAUAUGUCUGCAGUUCCUGCUAAUGCGAGCCUCACUCCUCAGUACUUCCUACCUCACCACUGUGUUUUGAAAGAGGACAGUUCAACAACCAAGCUCAGGGUUGUUUUUGAUGGAUCUGCUGCUACCACUUCUGGGUAUUCGUUGAAUGACGUGUUGAUGUCCGGCCCAGUUAUACAGCCAAAGUUGCUUCACAUCCUGUUAAGGUUCCGUUACCAUCGGGUGGCCAUUACAGGAGAUAUCUGCAAAAUGUACCGAUGUGUCAGAGUUUUCCCUGAGGACAGCCAUUUGCAGUGUAUCCUUUGGCGGGAUUCCACCCAGGACGAGUUGCAGGUUUUUAAACUUGACACUGUAACUUAUGGAACAAAACCAGCGUCAUUUUUGUCAGUGCGAGCAAUGCAUCAAUUGGCCGAGGAUGAGCAGUCGAUGUUUCCAAAGGGGGCCGAGAUUCUGCGACGCGACUUUUACGUGGACGAUCUAAUUUCUGGAGGUGCUUCUGUGGCUGAAGCUGUCAACAUCAUGCAGCAAACAUCAGGGAUCCUUGCCAAGGGUCAAUUUCGCUUGAGAAAGUGGUGCUCCAACGUAGCUGCGGUGUUGUCUGAUGUGCCGGAAGAGGAUCGGGAGUCGUUUCUGAGAUUUGAUGACGGCAGCAACUUUACGAAAACUCUGGGCCUCGCUUGGGAUCCUGCUACUGAUCGCUUGCUAUUUUCAUUUGAGGGCCUUCAGUCAACCUUAAAUCCAACUAGGCGCAUCGUCCUUUCCUCAAUCGCCCGGUUGUAUGAUCCUUUAGGACUUGUCGGGCCGGUCAUCACAAGGUCAAAGAUCUUUCUUCAGAAGCUGUGCCGUGAGAAGUUGUCUUGGGAUGAGAGUCUUCCUCAGGCUCUUCACUCUGAUUGGGAAAAAAUUUGCUGCAGCUUCGCUAUGGCUCAGAGGGCCGAUUUUCCCAGAUGGUCACUAUCAUCACCGACCGAUUUGGAGAUUCAUGGAUUUUGUGACGCUAGCAUCGAGGCUUAUGGUGCCUGUAUUUAUGUCGUCUCAAGGGGUACAGGAGCGGGAAGUCACCUGCUUUGCUCGAAGUCUCGAGUGGCGCCGCUAAAGACUGUUACGGUGCCGAAACUGGAACUAUCAGGAGCAGAAUUGCUGGCGCGGCUUAUGUCAGAAGUAGCUAAUCUGAAGAUGUACGCUGGGAAGCAUUAUUGUUGGUGCGAUUCUGCAGUGGCGCUGUCCUGGAUUCGAGAGGAGCCUGCCCGGUUUAAUGUUUUCGUUGCCAAUCGAGUUGCGACGAUCCAGGAGUUAACCAGAACGAUGGAGUGGCGCUAUGUUCCCACGUCCUUGAAUCCGGCGGACAUCCUGUCCCGUGGUGCUCUUCCUAAUGAGUUGAUCGUUGAUGAGCUGUGGGCACAUGGUCCUCCGUUUCUUCUUGGUCCUCAAGAUGAGUGGCCAGUUGCGGUCCCAGCUGAGAGGCCGACCCUGGAACUGCGCGCAAAGGUUUUGCUCAUUCAGUCGCCGUAUGUGGACAUAAUAGCUGCCUCCAAGUACGCUAAUUCCUUCUCAUCUCUGCAGCGGGUAUUUGCUUAUGUGCACAAGUUUUGUCAUCGAAUACGCCACAAGGGAAUCACCGCAGGAGAUAUCAAGUCUGGAACUCAACUUUUAUUGCGGUUGGUACAGCGGGUGCAUUUUUGGGAUGAUAUAAGGUCGCUUCAGAAUGGCAAAGAGAUAUCGUCGUCCAGCGUACUUGCCACAUCUUCACCCUUCUUGGAUAAGUUCGGUCUACUGCGUGUAGAUGGUCGCCUGAAGAAUUCGCCGUUGGAUUUUGAUAGUCGUCAUCCAAUUAUACUCCCUAGAAGCCACCCAGUCACUCUUGCUAUAAUUGUUGAUUUCCAUGAGCGAAAUUUACACACGGGACCUCGUGCUCUUUUGGCUAUGAUUCGAUCCCAAUAUUGGCCAAUUGGGGGGAGGAAAACGGUGACGAAGGCGUUGCACAAAUGCAUCCGAUGCUUCCGGUCCAAGCCUCGCCUGCUGGAGCACAUUAUGGCUGAUCUCCCGGAACAAAGAGUCAACGGUUGCCAAGUCUUUGGAGUCACUGGCGUGGAUUUUUGUGGGCCAUUCCAUUACAAGCCAGAAGUUCGUAAUAAGGCUCCGGUAAAAUGCUACGUGAGCGUCUUCAUUUGUUUUGCUACAAAGGCCGUCCACUUGGAGCUCGUAAAGGAUCUAUCCACUACUGCGUUCUUACAGGCACUAAAACGGUUUAUAUGCACCCGCCGAAAGCCACAACACAUUUGGUCGGACAACGCUACAAAUUUUGUUGGAGCCAGAAACGAGCUAAGUGAGCUGCGGCGGCUCUUUAUCAGCGACGAGCAUCAGCGGACACUUCUGGAGUUUUGUGCGAUUGAGUCCAUCGAAUGGCAUUUUAUUCCUCCUCGAUCUCCGCAUUUCGGCGGACUCUGGGAAGCGGCAGUCAAAACUGCCAAGCAUCAUUUUUACCGGGCUGUGGGGUCCUCAAUUCUUGGAUUUGAGGAGCUGCGAACUCUGCUUUGCCACAUUGGUGCUGUCAUAAAUUCACGACCAUUAUUGCCUCUUUCAGAAGAUCCUGCAGACCUCGAUGUUCUAACGCCAGCACAUUUUUUAACUGGAGGUCCGCCAUCUAGUUUAAUCGAACCUGAUGUUACAAAGCUAAACUUCAAUCGUCUGGACAGUUGGCAACGUGUGUCCUUUCUGCAGCAGUCUUUCUGGUCCCGAUGGAAAGAGGAAUACUUAAGCCUCCUUCAGCAACGCUCCAAAUGGCGUACCUCCGGCCCUGCUUUGGCAGUCAACGAUGUGGUGCUGGUCAAGGACGAGAACCUACCCCCGAUGAAGUGGCCGCUCGCGAGAAUCAUGGAACUGGUAUCUGGUAGGGACGGAGUGGCUCGAGUGGCGGUGAUCAGAACUUCAUCUGGAACCACCAAGCGCGCAGUAUCUAAGCUGUGCCUUUUGCCCCUUAAGGACGAAGUUGGAAGCCAGGCCCAACUGGGGGGAGAAUGUCGGGACAAGCAGCAGCCGCCACCUAAUUUAUAG
Messenger RNA from Drosophila rhopaloa, 4995 nucleotides. RefSeq lists its product as uncharacterized. The coding region runs from base 1 to 4995 and encodes 1664 amino acids. Gene Ontology annotation, molecular function: nucleic acid binding. The transcript has 2 exons. Gene Ontology annotation, biological process: DNA integration. The record is from RefSeq and is a predicted model, not a curated record. Lineage: Eukaryota; Metazoa; Arthropoda; Insecta; Diptera; Drosophilidae.